Messenger RNA from Botrytis fragariae, 189 nucleotides. RefSeq lists its product as uncharacterized. The transcript has 2 exons. The record is from RefSeq and is a predicted model, not a curated record. The annotation marks the transcript as partial. Lineage: Eukaryota; Fungi; Ascomycota; Leotiomycetes; Helotiales; Sclerotiniaceae.
CCUGAGGUAGACUAUCCUAACGAACCUAUAGCGAGAGAGACCAAUUCGCGAUUCUGGUGGACAGCUGAAAUCAAAGCUACUGCUCUGUUAUCACACGCAAUCAUUACCCUUAGAACCAUGGCUCUGGGACCCCUACCGCUGGUGAGACUUGCAGAGAGAAUUGGGCUCGAUGAAGUUGUGGCGAAUUGA